AGUGGCCUGCUCUUCCCCUAGUCCUCAGAGCCCACGAAAACACACAGUUUCACCAUCACUGUGUGGAAGUUAUCUAUGGCGAUGCCUGUUGUAGAUACCGAAUACCUGAAAGAGAUUGAUAAAGCUCGUCGAGAGCUUCGCGCUUUUAUCUCCAACAAGAAUUGUGCACCAAUCAUGCUUCGAUUAGCGUGGCAUGAUGCUGGAACAUACGAUGUGAACACGAAGACCGGAGGUCCUAAUGGUUCGAUCAGGACCGAGGAGGAGUAUAGUCAUGGCUCUAAUAACGGAUUAAAGAUUGCUAUUGAUUUUUGCGAAGAAAUAAAGUCCAAACAUCCAAGGAUUACGUAUGCAGAUCUAUAUCAGCUUGCAGGCGUUGUUGCCGUGGAGGUUACUGGUGGGCCUACUGUUGACUUUGUUCCUGGUAGAAAGGAUUCGAAGAUAUCUCCGAAGGAAGGAAGACUCCCGAAUGCUACCAAAGGUGCACCACACUUGAGGGACAUAUUUUAUCGCAUGGGUUUAUCUGACAAGGAUAUUGUAGCCCUUUCAGGAGGACACACUCUGGGAAAAGCACAUGCAGAUAGAUCAGGCUUUGAUGGUCCUUGGACUAGAGAGCCGCUGAAAUUCGAUAACUCAUAUUUUGUGGAGCUUCUGAAAGGGGAAUCAGAGGGGCUGUUGAAACUUCCUACGGAUAUAGCAUUGCUGGAUGAUCCAGCAUUCCGCCAAUAUGUUGAGCUGUAUGCCAAGGAUGAAGAUGCAUUCUUUAAUGAUUAUGCAACAUCACACAAGAAACUCUCUGAAUUAGGAUUCAUCUCGGGUUCCGCAAAGCCGAAAGUAAAAGACGGCGUCAUAUUGGCUCAAAGCGCCGUCGGGGUUGUCGUUGCUGCUGCCGUGGUGAUCAUCAGUUACGUUUACGAAGCCCGCAAAAAGAUGAAGUGAGCUAAAGCUAAAAACCAUCAAGGUACAACUUUUAAAUGCAUGGGAUACAAGUUGCUAUAGCAUAUUAUUUCCCUGAACUCUAGAUGUAUUAGAAGGAUUUGCGCAUAAACAUAAUACCAUUGUUAUCAUUAUAAUUCAAGAUAAUUUGACUUUCAGUUUGAUAAAUUAAUACCCCUAAAUAAUAAUGGAACCCUCCACAACAUAAUAAUGUUUGCAACC
Molecule: messenger RNA, 1155 nt
Organism: Cynara cardunculus var. scolymus (artichoke)
Lineage: Eukaryota; Viridiplantae; Streptophyta; Magnoliopsida; Asterales; Asteraceae
Product: L-ascorbate peroxidase 3-like
Exons: 9
Coding region: 76-936 (286 amino acids)
Biological process (GO): hydrogen peroxide catabolic process; cellular response to oxidative stress; response to reactive oxygen species
Molecular function (GO): peroxidase activity; heme binding
Source: RefSeq, a predicted model, not a curated record